AUGGCGAACCCCCUGCACCACCACGUAGAGCCGAAUUCCAACCCGAAGCAGUUCGUGCUCUGCUUCGACGGCACCGGCAACAAGUUUGCCGGCGACGAGUCCGAUAGCAAUGUCUUGAAAAUCUUUCGCAUGCUGGACCGCAGCAAGAGCCACCAGUACCAUUACUACCAGCCGGGAAUCGGCACCUAUGUGACCUCCAAAUCGCUCUCCAGCAAUAGUCGCACACAGCGCAUCAAGUCUUGGUACCAGAAGGCCAAGGACUCUGCUAUCGGCUCAUCAUUCGACGAGCACGUAAUGGGCGGCUACAAAUUCCUGAUGCGAUACUACUCCCCGGGUGACCAGAUCUUCUUCAUCGGCUUCAGUCGCGGCGCCUACAUUGCGCGUUUCCUGGCGGAGAUGCUGGACUAUAUCGGCUUGCUCGAAGCCGGAAACGAGGAGUUGAUCCGUUUCGCCUGGAAGACCUUUGCCAAGUGGCAGCAGCGCGCGGGCGACUCGGAAGAAACCCAGGAAGAGAAAAAGAAGCUGUUCGAAUAUAUGAAGGCCUUCCGUGAAACCUUUAGUCGUCCCAUCUCGCGCAUUCGGUUUAUGGGUCUCUUCGAUACCGUCAACAGUGUUCCCCGGUUCGAGAAUGCUUGGAUGCAGCGCAGUAAGUUCCCUUAUACCGCGCGCAGUUCCGCUCUUGUGAUUCGGCACGCGGUUGGCAUUGACGAGCGCCGUGCCAAGUUCCGUCAGGAUUUGAUCUCCGGCAAACGUCCUCACGACAUGAAGCACAAGCAUCACCGUCCUCAUUUCCCCCCGCACCGUCUGGAGAACCAUCUGGCGCGCCAUGUGGAUGCUCAGCACCACCUGCACCUCCGCCCCCAGGAUGGACAAGCUGCCCAGACCCAGAACCCUGCCUUGCCGUCCAUUCAGGUGAAUGACAACGCCCAGAAUGGCCAGACCAAGAACAAAGAGUUGUCUGAGGCGGACAAGACCCUCGAAGAAUUCGGAUGGGGUCCUGGCGUAGGCGAAACAUACUACCGCAUCCCUCACGAGGGAUCCUCUCACCAAGGAAGCGAAGGCAACUAUGGACCUGAGAAGCAAAACCGAUACCGUGGCCCGUCUCCCAAUCGGAGCAUUAAUCUCGCCGUUCCCAGCGGCGCUGCUGGCGCUUCAGACGACAACAUGUCCGUCCACAGCGGGCACUCCGGCAACAUCUCCAUCCAAGUUCCCAGCAACGCCGGCGACGACUACCUCGACGAAGAGGACCAAGAUAUCCACGAGAUCUGGUUCCCGGGCUGCCACGCAGACAUCGGCGGUGGUUGGAAGCUAGACGGCGGCGAGAUGUGGGCGCUGAGCCACGCGCCGCUGGUGUGGAUGGUGCAAGAAGCCCAAAAAGCCGGCCUGGAGCUGGACGAGCGCAAGAUGAAACAGUUCCAAUGUCUGGAGGAGUACGAUGGUGACUACACCCCCAUCCAGGAGGAGAUUGCCGCUCGUCGGCCUAGCCAGAUCGGUCGCGAGAAGCACAACGAAAAGGACGAUCCGGAUGCCUACCGCGAGGCUCCGGACGACAAGCAGCGCUCGGCUGCUAGUCGCGACUUCUGGCAUGCUCUACACACAUCCAGCACCAAGGGUCUCCUGCACGACUGCCUGGAGUUCAAUCAAGGCCUGCCUAUGGGAUCCGUCAUCUCCUGGCGGAUCAUGGAGUGGCUUCCCUUCCGCCGCAUGGAUCUCCAGGCCGAUGGACAAUGGAAGCCGAUUCGCUGGCCUCUUCCUCGCGGUGAGGUCCGUGACGUCCCGCUCGAUGCGGAAAUCCACGUCUCCGCCAUUAGACGUAUGAAGGCGAACGCUAAGUACCGCCCCGGCAACGUCAUCGUCGGAGGCGGUGGUCGCGGAGUACGCAUCGCGCCGGCGGAGUACGGCAUGGGCGACUGGGUAGUCCUCAAGAACGAGGGCGACGCAGUGCGCGAGACGUACGUCCGAAGGAGCGUUGCGAGUAAGUGCAAGGAUGAGCAGUCGCAUCACCACUAG
Molecule: messenger RNA, 2010 nt
Organism: Penicillium cinerascens
Lineage: Eukaryota; Fungi; Ascomycota; Eurotiomycetes; Eurotiales; Aspergillaceae
Product: T6SS phospholipase effector Tle1-like catalytic domain-containing protein
Exons: 2
Coding region: 1-2010 (669 amino acids)
Source: RefSeq, a predicted model, not a curated record